UAUGGCCGCCGAAGCUCCACUCAGCAAUUGACGAGGGUUUUGGGGUUUAUGCUUUCAAUUUUCAGGCCGAUUAUCGUUAUAAUCGCUUAAUCAAUCGUCUUUCUUUCACAAGGAGGGUCCCCUGAGUUGAUUAGAGCAAACCCUUGUUGUAUCUCUGCUGAUGAAGAAGUUGGAAGCUGAAGAUUUUGUUAAUUUGGUCGUUGCUCUCAAGGUUUCUCCACCUACAUGGCCAAGUCUAGUUGCUGGUGUCUUUGUUUUUAUCAGUCUAACCCUUUCAAUUUACCUGCUGUUCGAGCAUCUAUCUGCUUACAAGAAUCCCGAGGAACAGAAAUUUUUGUUCGGCAUUAUACUCAUGGCACCUUGUUAUGCCGUUGAAUCAUUUAUGUCGCUGUUGAAUCCAUCAAUUAGUGUUGAUAUUGGGAUUCUGCGAGAUUGCUAUGAAGCUUUUGCAAUGUAUUGCUUUGGAAGAUAUCUUGUCGCAUGUUUGGGGGGUGAGAACAGGACAAUUGAGUUUCUAGAGAGGGAAGGGCGUGCGGGAUCGAAAACCCCCCUACUAGAGCAAAGUUCUGAACAUGGAACCGUUAAGCAUCUAUUUCCAAUGAAUCUCUUCUUAAAACCAUGGCGAUUGGGUCAGAGGGUUUAUCUAAUCAUCAAAAUUGGAAUUGUACAGUAUAUGAUCAUAAAGGCUGUUACAGCUGUUCUAGCAGUGAUUCUUGAAGCCUUUGAUGUAUAUUGUGAAGGAGACUUCAAAUGGGGGUGUGGGUACCCUUACAUGGCUGUUGUUUUAAAUUUCAGUCAGUCAUGGGCUCUCUAUUGCUUAGUUAUGUUUUAUGAAAUCACGGCGGAUGAGCUGGCACAUAUUCACCCACUGGCCAAGUUUUUAACAUUUAAGUCGAUUGUAUUUUUGACCUGGUGGCAAGGUGUGGCUAUCGCCCUUCUCUAUUCCUUUGGGUUAGUCAGAAGCCCAAUAGCUCAGACAUUACAAUUCAAAUCAAGCAUCCAGGAUUUCAUUAUCUGCAUUGAGAUGGGCAUUGCUUCUGUGGUUCACCUAUAUGUCUUCCCCUCAAAACCAUACGAGCUAAUGGGCGAUCUUUUUAGGGGAAACGUUUCUGUUCUUGGAGACUAUGCAUCUAUCGACUGUCCUAUAGACCCUGACGAGGUUAGGGAUAGUGAGCGCCCUACGAAAUUACGUCUCCCCCAACCUGAUAAUGAUGUCAAGAGUAAAACUGCCAUUAGAGAAAGUGUCCGUGACGUUUUUGUUGGUGGUGGCGAAUACAUUGUUAAUGAUUUGAGGUUCACAAUGACCCAAGCCGUAGAACCUGUAGAGAAGGGGUUCACAAGAUUUAACGAGAAACUUCAUAAGAUCUCGGAAAACAUAAAGAGCAAAAAGGGUAGGAGAAGCAAGGACGAUAGUUGCAUCAUCAAGACUUCACCGACAAAGAGAGUGAUACGUGGAAUCGAUGAUCCCCUUUUGAAUGGAAGCUUUAGUGACAGUGGAGCCACCAAGAAAAAGAGGCAUCGUCGGAAAUCAGGUUACACGAGUGGAGAAAGUGGUGGGGAGAGCAGCAGCAGCGACCAAAUGUACCAGAUUCAUGGGCGUAGAUGGGUUACAAAGGAAUAGCUGGUCGGAUAAAGAAAACUCGAGUGGUUUUUAUAUCUUGUAACUCCGUGCGUGAAAGCUCCUCGAUGUCAUUCUCGUACAUGAAGAUGGAAGAGAGCCUUUUCCGACGGUAAGAAUGAAGUGAUUGUUGAUAAUAUAUAUUUUGCUUGAUGAUAUGGUUUAUGGAA
Molecule: messenger RNA, 1788 nt
Organism: Cynara cardunculus var. scolymus (artichoke)
Lineage: Eukaryota; Viridiplantae; Streptophyta; Magnoliopsida; Asterales; Asteraceae
Product: protein LAZ1-like
Exons: 8
Coding region: 161-1621 (486 amino acids)
Biological process (GO): transport
Molecular function (GO): transporter activity
Source: RefSeq, a predicted model, not a curated record